GCGGCGGCCGCCAAGCAGGAAGAAGAUGAGCCUCAAGUCGGAGCGCCGAGGAAUUCAUGUGGACCAGUCGGAACUCCUGUGCAAGAAGGGAUGUGGCUAUUACGGCAACCCUGCCUGGCAGGGCUUCUGCUCCAAGUGCUGGAGGGAGGAGUACCACCGAGCCCGGCAGAAGCAGAUCCAGGAGGAUUGGGAGCUGGCUGAACGGUAGGAUGCCACCUGACUCCAGCGGGAGGAGGAAGAGGCCUUUGCCAGCAGUCAGAGCAGCCAGGGGGCCCCGUCCCUCACGUUUUCCAAAUUUGAAGAGAAGAAGACCAAUGAGAAGACCCGCAAGGUUACCACAGUGAAGAAAUUCUUCAGUGCUUCUUCCAGAGUUGGAUCAAAAAAGGAAAUUCAGGAAGCAAAGGCUCCCAGUCCUUCCAUAAACCGGCAGACCAGCAUCGAAACAGACCGAGUGUCUAAGGAAUUCAUCGAAUUUCUCAAGACCUUCCACAAGACUGGACAAGAGAUCUAUAAACAGACCAAGAUGUUCUUGGAAGGAAUGCAUUACAAAAGGGAUCUGAGCAUUGAGGAGCAGUCAGAGUGUACUCAGGAUUUUUACCAGAAUGUGGCAGAAAGAAUGCAGACCCGUGGAAAAGUCCCUCCAGAAAGAGUUGAGAAGAUAAUGGAUCAGAUUGAAAAGUACAUCAUGACGCGCCUCUAUAAACACGUGUUCUGCCCAGAAACCACAGACGAUGAGAAGAAGGACCUCGCCAUUCAGAAGAGGAUCAGAGCCCUGCACUGGGUUACACCUCAGAUGCUUUGUGUCCCUGUCAAUGAAGAAAUUCCAGAAGUGUCUGACAUGGUGGUGAAAGCAAUCACAGACAUCAUUGAAAUGGAUUCGAAGCGUGUGCCUCGGGAUAAGUUGGCCUGCAUCACCAGGUGCAGCAAGCACAUCUUCAACGCCAUCAAGGUCACCAAGAGGGAGCCCGCUUCUGCAGAUGACUUCUUGCCCACGCUCAUCUACAUCGUGCUGAAGGGCAACCCCCCACGCCUGCAGUCCAACAUCCAGUACAUCACCCGCUUCUGCAACCCCAGUCGGCUGAUGACCGGGGAGGAUGGCUACUAUUUCACCAACCUGUGCUGUGCUGUGGCUUUCAUUGAGAAAUUAGAUGCCCAGUCUUUGAAUCUGAGUCAGGAGGAUUUUGAUCGCUACAUGUCCGGCCAGACCUCUCCCAGGAAGCAAGAGCCCGAGGGCUGGUCUCCUGAUGCCUGCUUAGGUGUGAAGCAGAUGUAUAAGAACUUGGAUCUCCUGUCUCAGUUGAAUGAAAGACAGGAAAGAAUCAUGAAUGAAGCCAAGAAACUUGAAAAAGACUUAAUAGAUUGGACAGAUGGAAUUGCAAAAGAAGUUCAAGACAUUGUGGAGAAAUAUCCACUGGAAAUUAAGCCCCAAAGUCAACCAUUAGCAGCUAUUGACUCUGAAAAUGUUGAAAAUGACAAACUCCCCCCACCAUUGCAGCCUCAGGUUUAUGCCGGAUGAGGACCUGACGUGG
Marmota flaviventris (yellow-bellied marmot) is the source of this 1529-nucleotide messenger RNA. RefSeq names its product rab5 GDP/GTP exchange factor-like. NCBI's taxonomy places the organism in Eukaryota, Metazoa, Chordata, Mammalia, Rodentia, Sciuridae. Gene Ontology annotation, molecular function: zinc ion binding; small GTPase binding; DNA binding. Gene Ontology annotation, biological process: vesicle-mediated transport. Gene Ontology annotation, cellular component: cytosol; endocytic vesicle. The record is from RefSeq and is a predicted model, not a curated record.